Messenger RNA from Fusarium graminearum PH-1, 2634 nucleotides. RefSeq lists its product as uncharacterized. Gene Ontology annotation, biological process: GPI anchor biosynthetic process. Gene Ontology annotation, cellular component: membrane; endoplasmic reticulum. Bases 1 to 2634 code for a protein of 877 amino acids. The transcript has 9 exons. Lineage: Eukaryota; Fungi; Ascomycota; Sordariomycetes; Hypocreales; Nectriaceae. The record is from RefSeq and is a predicted model, not a curated record.
AUGUCAGCUUCACUAUCACCAGAAUGUAAUGAGGUCAAGGAUGAGAGUAUGUUCUUCGAAGCCCCCAACUGUGGUAGGCACAAGGCUAAAAAGAAGCAGAAUAUCUUCGAGGGCAAGAAAGGGACAACAAUGAGUGUGCAGAAAUGUUCAAAGAAUACCAAGCAUGUCUCAAGAGGUGUGGAUAAACUGGUGCAAGAGGCCCGUGAGGAGAAUAAAGAGAAUGAUUUAAAACAUCUCGGGGUCAGAAAACUUGACUGUAACUUCCGUUCAGUCGCUCGAGUCACCAGAUAUUCCCAGCCAUUGUACUGGACACUGUCGACUUAUUCGAUUACUUUCUCGGUCAACCUACGGUCAACCAACCAACCAAGCAUCUUGUCUGUCUUUCGCUUCAUCCCGCCAGCAAACCCACUACCGCAGCUUGGCAUACCUUAUAUCCUCCAAGCUUUCAACCAGAGAACGGCAUGUACUGCCACGAGGAAUAGCGCUUCUAUGCACCCCUUUUCUAUUCUAACGCUCGGCAUCUUCGUCGCUGGCUACAUCACUGCCCGUUGGGAUCUGGUCACUCGUCUCUAUGAACUUGCCAUUUUUGCCUGGGAAAACGGUGUCGUCACGCGCGCAACAAAAGCAUUCGCUGCACUAUCAGUCGUCUUCCUCGCCAUUUGCGCCCCGACCGUCUUACUAGCCAGAAAAGAAACGAAUCUGUUGCUUGUCAUGAUAGAGCAUGAUGGGUUGAUGAGAGUGUUCUGGCCGACGGACAUUCGCAGGUCCGAUCGCCCCGGGGUCGUGGUGGGAUGGCGCAAUUCCGUACUCGACGUAUUUGUUGUCGCCAUCCUUGAAGAUGUUGAUGCACGGAAUACCGAAUUCCACCUCAAAGCCGGUACCUUCUUCCGCAGCGAGCUUCACCCGAAUAGCCAAAUCACCGAAAUGUGCGGCCACGGCUCAAUGCAUGUCCUCGGACUCUCAAACGCUACCGAUACCGAAGCAGCAGACCCUUCCUGGUUUUGUGCGACAACAAACUCGAACCCCCGAGAACCACAAAUUACAUGCGCCAAGGCCAUCAGCGUACAGCUCAUCCUCUACGAUCGUCCCCAACCUCAGGGAAUGCAAUACGUAUCAUUGAAUCCCAUUGCUCUAGCACUGGGCCAUGAUGGCUCUUUAUUAGGCGACACGGUAGUUUCAGAGGGAGAGCAGGAGACACGAGAGCGUCAAAUGAAGGAAGAGAAGCGCAAACUAGUUGAAAAGCUCAAGCAGCACACCAUUUUCAAGCGAGUUCCCUCUGCGCGUGACAGAGCCUUGCCCAAAAUCAUCAACCAGAUAAAUUGGUCCUGGGAGCUCGAGAAGACGCUGCAAAAGAAUGUGGGACGAUUAGGGUCGAGGCCACGACGCAGCCUUAGUGUGUCUGAGAGAGUGGUCGAGACAGCAUCGACAAUGAGAAAUUACGUUAUUCUGCAACUGUGGACAUGGUUUACGCUGUAUCUGUUCCCCACGAUACGCAAGACCUUUGUUCUGGUCCUCAUGGGCCAUCGCAUAAUGGCAGAGAUGUUGCUCCUGCUGCUCGAGUUCCGGGUUAAACCUGGAGCCGCAGCCCUGAAGGACAUAUCGGCUACAGCACAGCAAGUUGAGAUACGACUUCAACAGUUUUGCUACUGGCCGAUGCAGUACAUGACCCUGCGGCAACGAAAAAACAAUUGGGCUAGUGUUACGACAAGCCAUCCUGAUUAUAUCCGCUUUUACAACAGUUUGUGGCUCGUCGCCAAUGAUGUUAUCAUUGGCAUUGCUCUCGGCUCAUAUAUCAUCGAAAACGCAGAUUGGGUUGCCGCGCAGAUCGGUGACCUACUGCGCACUUACACAGUUGACGCACUUCAAAGCAGCAUUUCAUGGUUGAUGGGUUGGCCUGCUGGUCUCAAGCUAAACGGCGAAUUGGCAGCUUUUCUGGGAGAUUUAUUCCUUUGGGUCAUUGACUACUGGUCUAGCUGUAUCGAGACCUUGACUCCAGCAUUACCCCAGAUGGUAUGGUUUAUAGGGUUCUCGUCGUUCGCUGGCGCCAGCAUGCCGAUUGCCAUGUUUUCUGAUAUGCUUUCGACUCUGACCAUUCACAUUUACUCCUUCUAUCUAGCAUCUGGAAGGAUAUAUCACUGGCAGCUCACAAUUCUCCAGUCCCUCUUCCACCUCUUCCGCGGCAAGAAGCACAAUGUUCUUCGCAACCGUAUUGAUUCUUGCGAUUAUGACCUGGAUCAACUACUUGUCGGCACCAUCCUGUUCACAUUACUCUUCUUCCUUCUGCCGACAGUUGCUGUCUUUUAUCUCAAUUUUGCCAUUGCGAGGAUGGCUAUCAUCUCUCUUAAGGCUGGAUUUGAUACCCUCCUCUCCUGUCUGAAUCACUUUCCGUUAUUCGCACUCAUGUUGAGAAUCAAAGACCCGAGGAGACUUCCUGGUGGUAUACGAUUUGAGCUUCGAGAUACCCACGACUAUAUACGUGAUGGCACAAGUAACACUGAGGGGCCGCCCCCUACUUCGGUCAUCUACCUCAAGGUUGGCAGAAUCUACUUCCAAAAUUGCAUGCAUGUUGCCGGCUCGUCGGGCAAAUAUCUGGGAGAUGUGGAGGGCGUUGAAUACGAAGACAAAGCCAACUAA